AUGGCUGAGGGAGAAGGUCAGAUAAGCCAGAUGGGACAGUCGAACAAAGUUGCUUCUUCCACAUGGUCGGAGUGGUGGAGUUAUGAGGGCAUAUCAGGUCCAAACUUCUGGGGUGUUAUUAACCCGGACUGGACACUCUGCACUCAAGGCAAAUACCAGUCACCAAUAGAUAUUGACCCAAACGUACUGCUGUAUGACCCAAAUCUUCGGCCUCUGAAUUUCACCCCAGGGAAUUUUUUUGGAGAUGUCAUAAACACAGGUCAUGAUUUGACCAUAUAUCUGCGUCCCACGGACGAGGAAAAUGAGCUGCCGCUGAUAACUGGGGGACCUCUGACCUACAAAUACCGCCUCCAUCGUCUUAUAAUACACUUUGGGGCAAGUGAUGAUAGAGGUUCGGAGCACAGAAUUGCUGGCAAAGCUUUCCCAUUAGAGAUUCAGUUGGUGGCCUAUAAUGAUGACUUGUUCUUGAAUAUCAACCAAGCUUCUCGCUCCAGCUUUGGAAUUAUGGUGCUUAGUCUACUAGGACAGGUUCAUGAGCCCAACAGUAAAUUAUUGGAAACUAUACUACAAGUUGUACCAAAACUUCGGUAUAAAGAUUACAGCCAAAGUAUUCCGGAUUUGGCCCUCGGGGAACUGGUUCCAAAUACCAGUCAUUACAUAACAUACGAAGGCUCCUUAACUCACCCAGGUUGUCAAGAAGUUGUUACCUGGAUAAUUCUAAAUAAACCGUUUUUCGUGUCAACCAAACAGCUUGAUGUAUUAAGAAGCAUAUACAAAGUAGACGAGACAAAAGAUAGAAGUAAAAUGGAGAAUAACUUCCGUCCAGUGAAAGCAUUGAACAACCGAACAGUUAGAACGAAUAUACGCCCUCAACAACAGAAGGACAUAGGGUCUACACAGCACAAGACAAGACGUGACAAGGCCAUUGAUCGGACCAAACGCAUCGGAAAACUACUGCAGGAAAAUGUUGUGCAGAAACGGAGCAGUGGGCCGAUGAAACUGAAGGCAAGUUCUAUUCACCGUGCCCACAAGAGAGCUCUAGGCUAG
Liolophura sinensis is the source of this 1047-nucleotide messenger RNA. RefSeq names its product carbonic anhydrase-related protein 10-like. Gene Ontology annotation, molecular function: zinc ion binding; carbonate dehydratase activity. Gene Ontology annotation, biological process: one-carbon metabolic process. NCBI's taxonomy places the organism in Eukaryota, Metazoa, Mollusca, Polyplacophora, Chitonida, Chitonidae. Bases 1 to 1047 code for a protein of 348 amino acids. The record is from RefSeq and is a predicted model, not a curated record. The transcript has 9 exons.